GUCAAAAUUGGUCGAUAGUUUGUCGAUACGCUAAUAUAUCUUGGUUGGUGCACAAAAUUGGAAAAAGCAAAAAAGAAGAAUACUCGAAGCAACUCUCUCGUUCAGUUCGAAUAAAACAGAAUCUCACAGUACAUCAAAAUGAUUCGCUUCAUUUUGAUACAAAAUCGUGCGGGUAAAACUCGAUUGGCCAAAUGGUACAUGAAUUUUGACGACGAUGAAAAGCAAAAAUUGAUUGAAGAGGUGCACGCUGUGGUCACUGUUCGCGAUGCAAAACACACGAAUUUUGUUGAGUUCCGUAACUUCAAAAUCGUGUAUCGACGUUACGCUGGACUAUACUUUUGUAUAUGUGUCGAUGUGAAUGACAAUAAUCUGUGUUAUCUAGAAGCGAUACACAAUUUCGUCGAAGUUCUCAACGAAUAUUUCCACAAUGUUUGCGAAUUGGAUCUCGUAUUCAACUUUUACAAAGUGUACACCGUGGUGGACGAGAUGUUUUUAGCCGGUGAAAUACGCGAAACAUCACAAACAAAAGUAUUAAAACAGCUGCUCACGCUCAACUCACUGGAGUAAAAACAAAAACAAAAAAAAAAAGAAAAUACAUACCAAUUCCAGUCUGUUUUUUUUUGUCGUUUCGAUAAAGAGAAAUAUUUACGUAAAUCAGCACAUAUAUAUAAUAUUAAUUUCAACAGAAGAAAAACCCAAUAUUGUUCAAUAUUCGCAAAAAAGUGUAAUAACUUCCCCAUUAUUCAGCGAAUGAUGAAAUGCUCUUUAUUUCCUUUGUUUGUUUAUUGCUUUAAGCCUGAAAAUAAUGAAAGUUUAAAAAAAAAUGGGAAUAUGAUAUGAGAUUCGAAUUUCAUGGAUGCAAUGCUUUGUUAUCAACAAUAUGCCGCGAAAUGUGGGCGGUUCACUGUAAUUCGGAACAAUGAAUUUCGAUUAAAAUAAAUAAAAGAAAUCUAUGUAUAAAUAAAAUAAACGAUUUAUUUGUCAAAUGGAAUAUUUAAACACUCUCAAAAUCGGAAUAGUUACGUUUUUCUUUUUGUUUUUGUUUUGUAUAAAUUGCUACAAUCAUUUUGUUUUCCAUGAUAUCGUUAGCAAAAGUAAUGCACAUCAAAAUAUUCAUAAAAAAAAGGAAAAAUGGCUUUGUUUCGAUAACAAAUCUUCUGUUAUUAUAGAAUACAAUAUUAAAUGAAAAAUUAACAAAUAAAUUGAUUUUCCUGAUCAUAAGCUA
Molecule: messenger RNA, 1225 nt
Organism: Sitodiplosis mosellana (orange wheat blossom midge)
Lineage: Eukaryota; Metazoa; Arthropoda; Insecta; Diptera; Cecidomyiidae
Gene: AP-2sigma
Product: AP-2 complex subunit sigma
Exons: 3
Coding region: 139-567 (142 amino acids)
Biological process (GO): clathrin-dependent endocytosis; intracellular protein transport
Cellular component (GO): intracellular membrane-bounded organelle; AP-2 adaptor complex; membrane coat
Molecular function (GO): clathrin-cargo adaptor activity
Source: RefSeq, a predicted model, not a curated record